Aspergillus aculeatinus CBS 121060 is the source of this 842-nucleotide messenger RNA. RefSeq names its product putative Rho GTPase Rac (gene racA). The record is from RefSeq and is a predicted model, not a curated record. Gene Ontology annotation, cellular component: cell projection; cytoplasmic vesicle; cytoskeleton. Gene Ontology annotation, molecular function: GTPase activity; GTP binding; protein kinase binding. NCBI's taxonomy places the organism in Eukaryota, Fungi, Ascomycota, Eurotiomycetes, Eurotiales, Aspergillaceae. The transcript has 6 exons. The coding region runs from base 135 to 734 and encodes 199 amino acids. Gene Ontology annotation, biological process: cortical cytoskeleton organization; regulation of actin cytoskeleton organization; establishment or maintenance of cell polarity.
CACUCCCCCCGUUGACCCCUUUGAAUCCUCGAGCUUCCGUGGAGUCGAACUCGCCAUUACUCUCGAUCUGUCGUGACUGUCGCAACCGUGUUUAUCAUUUGUGUUCAUAUACCCUCUAGAAUCAUAAAGCGAAGAUGGCGACAGGACCUGCGACUCAAUCCCUGAAGUGUGUGGUAACAGGUGACGGUGCUGUUGGAAAAACAUGUCUCCUGAUUUCGUACACAACCAACGCCUUCCCCGGUGAAUAUAUACCCACCGUAUUCGACAACUAUACUGCCAGUGUAAUGGUAGAUGGCAGACCGAUCAGCUUAGGACUUUGGGAUACUGCUGGACAGGAAGAUUACGAUCGUCUUCGCCCGUUGUCCUACCCGCAAACCGAUGUAUUCCUGAUCUGUUUCUCCAUUGUUAGCCCUCCCUCGUUUGAUAACGUGAGAGCCAAGUGGUUCCCCGAAAUCGAACAUCAUGCUCCCAACGUACCCAUCAUUCUCGUCGGUACCAAGCUCGAUCUGAGGGACGAUCGGGCCACUCUAGAAACUUUGCGCCAGAGGAAGAUGGAGCCCGUCUCCUACGAACAGGCUCUGGCCGUGGCCAAGGAAAUCCGAGCACACAAGUACCUGGAGUGCUCCGCUCUCACACAGCGUAACCUGAAAAGUGUAUUCGACGAGGCCAUUCGUGCUGUCCUCAACCCCCGGCCUACGGCGAAACCGAAGAACAAGAAAUGUGUCAUUCUGUAGAUCGUCUCCCCCUCACUGCAUCUUCCGACCUAUAAUAUAAAUAACUAAUUCGGCGUCUGGGUUUUGGCUGUAACGCCCCGCAUUUUGCUGGUUUUGGCUGGUUGUCCU